Myotis davidii is the source of this 869-nucleotide messenger RNA. Its product is annotated as putative N-acetyltransferase 8B. The coding region runs from base 156 to 860 and encodes 234 amino acids. The transcript is spliced from 2 exons. Lineage: Eukaryota; Metazoa; Chordata; Mammalia; Chiroptera; Vespertilionidae. Gene Ontology annotation, molecular function: N-acetyltransferase activity. The record is from RefSeq and is a predicted model, not a curated record.
AGCCCUGCACAGUCUUCCCAGAGGCCAGUCAGAGGCUGAGGGAGGAGGCCGGGCUGAGGCCACCCUGGACAUUCGAGGCUUUUGUGGUGACAGGGAAGGGCGCAGGGACGCCUAGCUCUCUCUGCUGGACUUCGAGGCUCAGACCACCAGUCCCCAUGGCUCCUUGUCACAUCCGUAGAUAUCAGGAGAGCGACCGCCCAUGGGUCCUGGGCUUGUUCUCCAAGGGCGCAGCAGAAUAUGCCCCCACCACCUUCCGCCACAUCCUGAAGCUGCCGCGGACUCUCCUGCUCUUGCUUGGGGGGCCCCUCGCCCUGUUUGUGGUCUCUGGAUCCUGGCUCCUGGCCCUCAUGGCCGGCCUCACCCUCCUGGCUGCCCUGAGGUUCCUGGCCAAAUACCCCUGGACCCAGUAUGUGUCCAACUGUUUGCGCACAGACAUGCGUGACAUCAGCAAAACCUACUUGAGUGAGCCAGGCUCCUGCUUCUGGGUGGCUGAGUGUGAGGGGCAGGUGGUGGGCACGGUGGGAGCUCUGCCCGUUGGGGAGUCCACCCUGCGGAAGGAGCAGGUGGAGCUGUUUCACUUAAGCGUGGCCUGGGAGCACCGGGGCCAGGGGAUAGCGAAAGCCCUGGUCAGGACCGUCCUGCAGUUUGCGCGGGACCAGGGCUACCGUGAGGUUGUCCUCAGCACCAGCAUGCUGCAGUACUCCGCCCUGGCCCUCUACCAGCGCCUCGGCUUCCGCAAGACCGGCCAGCACUUCUUUACCAAAAGCUGGGAGCUAAUUGUUGUUCCUGCAUUUGAAUUAACCUAUCGGCUCCCCUCUGCUCAUGCGUCUCAGGCGCCAGGGCAGAGACAGGGCCUGUGAUCUGUGUCC